Messenger RNA from Cyclocybe aegerita, 1050 nucleotides. The record is from the annotation of a GenBank genome assembly. NCBI's taxonomy places the organism in Eukaryota, Fungi, Basidiomycota, Agaricomycetes, Agaricales, Hemipholiotaceae.
AUGGCGCUCGCUCCAUCGAUCGGCGACCUCGUCACUCUCGGCACUGUCAUCUCAUCCAUCGUCAAAGCCGUGAACGAGACAUCUGGCGCUUCCGCCGAGUACAAGGAGCUCGUCGAUGAGCUCAACUCGUUCUGCAACAUGCUCACCAUUAUGAGACGCACCCUUGAGAAUGCCACGAUCUCGCCCGACAACGAGCUUGCCUUCAACUCGAUCCACAUGGAGAUGAAUCGAUGUCGUGCUCUCGUCGAUGCGUUUGUAGACACGAUCAAGCCUUAUCACCGAGCUCUGAACGCAGCGGGAGGCACGAGUCGACGGCGGCACUCCUUGCGCGUGAUCUUUCGCAAGGUGUGGUGGGCGCUUUUCCGGGAGGACGUUUCGAAGGUGCAGACGAGGAUGAUGUCGCAUCGUCUUCAGAUUGUCUUCUUGCUAACUAGCCUGUCUGUGCCUGUGACUCAGGCUGCAGUUUCCAACCAAGUUACGACUCAGGUCGGUUACAGUCGCGAGACCGGCCUCGAAAUUAUUGACUUCAUGGGCGAGAGCUUCGUCUUUCCAUGGGAGCUCUGUCACUCGUGGGAGAAAAUGAGUCUAGCCAUUCAGGCGUACUAUAAACAUAAGCCUGGCCAACAGGAAGUUGAAUGGGGGGAUUACACUUUGUUUUGCGAGGAUCUGGGUGGUAUACAGGUUGAUCGUCACUACCCGUUCAGACAUGUCCGGAAAGGGAUGAGGCUAAGGAUGGCCGCACUCACUUGGCGAGCAACCGACAACGGUCGAUUGUCCCAAUACGAAUGUACGCGAUGCCAUCGUAGGCUCCCGGUCCAUGAUAUUGUUGAAUCAGGCUGGGUUGAAUGGAAAGUUUUUAUUCGAUUCAGGAAUCCAUCACUUACGCUAUUCUAUCCAGCUUCGGUUGCGAUCGGAGGACGCAGGUCACCAUGCUUGGAACUAAAGGGUACCCCAGGAAGCGCACUUAUGGGUACAAGUUCCUUUGGUACGGGUUUCCUCGGAGUUAUGUCAACAGUAGCCCUGCUUUCAAGAAUGUCCAUGUUGUGGUAG